AUGGACGAAGUUUCGAUCCGUGUGCCGUACAGGAACUUGAAGCAGGAAGUGGAGCUGGUGAGCGCUAGCGAAUGGGAUCAUGAGCGCCCUAUACAGAUCCACGAUUCAUCGUCGGCGCCGGGAUUGUCGCACGGCGGCGGAGAAACGUCCCCGGUUUCUGAUCUGCCUCACCCGCCGCCGAAAAAUUGCAGCUUAUUGACGCUGAUCCUCAGUUGCACGGUGGCCGCUGGGGUUCAGUUUGGAUGGGCCCUUCAGCUGUCCCUCCUCACUCCUUAUAUUCAGACGCUUGGUAUAGGGCAUGAAUUUUCUUCCUUCAUAUGGCUUUGUGGUCCCAUAACCGGCCUUGUGGUUCAGCCUUGUGUUGGUAUAUGGAGUGAUAAAUGCACCUCAAAAUAUGGCAGACGAAGACCAUUUAUUCUUAUUGGAUCUCUAAUGAUCUCGAUUGCUGUCAUAAUAAUUGGGUUUUCUGCAGACAUUGGUUACAUAUUAGGGGAUACAAAAGAGCAUUGCAGCACAUUCAAAGGGACCCGCACAAGGGCAGCUUUUGUCUUUGUAAUUGGAUUCUGGAUGCUAGACCUAGCAAACAAUACUGUGCAGGGUCCAGCUCGAGCUCUCCUUGCUGAUUUAUCAGGUCCUGAUCAAAGAAAUUCGGCAAAUGCUGUAUUUUGUGCUUGGAUGGCUGUUGGGAAUAUUCUAGGAUUUUCUUCAGGUGCUAGUGGAAAUUGGCACAGAUGGUUUCCUUUUUUGACCAGUAGAGCUUGUUGCGAACCAUGUGGGAAUCUCAAAGCAGCAUUUUUAGUUGCAGUGGUCUUCCUUACUUUCUGUACGCUUGUAACCCUCUACUUUGCGAAGGAAGUACCACUGAUGCCAAAGCAAUCACAUCGUCUAUCAGAUUCUGCUCCUCUCUUGGAUGACCAUCAGUUAAAUGGCCAUGACCCUUCAAAAACGAAAUUUGACUCGGAACCUAAACAAAUCAAAAUUAAGUCUGAGAGGCAUCACAAAAUGGACAAUGAUGAUAGAACUGAAGAAGAAAACGGUCAUGAAAAUGACGACGAUGGCUUUAGUGACAGCCCCGGGGCUGUUUUGGUUAAUUUGCUAACAAGCUUACGUCAUUUACCUCCAGCAAUGCAUUCAGUGCUAGUGGUCAUGGCUUUGACUUGGGUUUCCUGGUUUCCCUUUUUCCUAUUUGACACUGAUUGGAUGGGGAGAGAAGUUUUUCACGGUGACCCAAAGGGAGAGGCUGCUGAAAUUCAAGCUUACAAUCAAGGUGUCAGAGAAGGUGCAUUCGGUUUGCUAUUGAAUUCUGUUGUUUUGGGCAUUGCUUCCUUCUUUAUUGAACCAAUGUGCAAGUGGAUUGGAUCCAGACUAGUUUGGGCUUGUAGCAAUUUUAUCGUGUUUGUAUGCAUGGCUGGCACUGCUAUUAUUAGCUUGAUAUCUGUGAGACAACAUUCUGAUGGGAUUCAACACGUUAUUGGUGCAAAUGGGACCACCAAGAUUGCCUCUUUAGUUGUUUUUGCUCUUCUUGGCCUCCCUCUUUCUAUCACUUAUAGCGUACCGUUUUCUGUUACUGCUGAGCUGACUGCUGAUUCAGGAGGUGGACAAGGACUAGCAAUCGGAGUCCUAAAUCUAGCCAUUGUGGUACCUCAGAUGAUUGUCUCGCUUGGUGCUGGCCCAUGGGAUGCAUUAUUUGGUGGUGGAAACAUACCCGCAUUCGUCUUGGCAUCCUUUGCAGCCCUUGCAGCCGGUGUUAUUGCAGUACGUAAACUUCCAACUCUUUCAAGCAAUUCCUAUAAAUCGACCGGCUUCCAUUUUGGUUGA
Striga hermonthica is the source of this 1818-nucleotide messenger RNA. Lineage: Eukaryota; Viridiplantae; Streptophyta; Magnoliopsida; Lamiales; Orobanchaceae. The record is from the annotation of a GenBank genome assembly.